AUGUCUGAACCGAAUAACUACACUGUUGGUUGGAUUUGCGCGACACUUCCGGCAUAUGUCGCUGCACAGGCCUUCCUCGACGAAACGCACGAGUCACCUGAAUAUGUCUCACCGCACGAUAAUAACGAUUAUACAUUGGGAAAGAUUGGAAAACACAAUGUGGCCAUUGCAGUCCUCCCCUGCGGCGAAUAUGGAUUGGCAUCUGCCGCGAGCGUCGCGAGAGACAUGUUGCACAGUUUCCCCAACAUCAGAAUCGGCCUCAUGGUCGGAAUCGGUGGCGGCGCUCCCAGCCCAACGCAUGACAUUCGUCUUGGUGACGUCGUGGUGGGUGUCUCUAGCAACGGGAAUGGCAGUGUUUUCCAGUAUGACUACGGCGAAACUCUACAGGGACAAGGUCAAAACUUUCAAAAGGUGAUAUUCUUGAAUAAGCCACCGUUGGUUCUCCUUUCAGCUGUAAAUGGACUUAUGGCAAAGCACGAAGGUGAGGGGAACCAUCUUGCGGAAGCUGUUGGCAGUGUGCUCGAUCGAAAGAAGAAGCUGCACAAAAAGUUCGGGCGACCUGAAGCAGCCUCUGAUAGACUAUACAAGUCACACUAUGUUCAUUCUUCAGACGAGGAGGAGGGCUGUGCCAUUGUCUGUGGUGACGAUCCACUGAAUCUUAUUAAUCGACCUGAACGAACCGACGAAGAUGACGAUCCAGCAAUCCAUUACGGUUUGAUCGCCUCAGCGAACCAACUUAUGAAAGAUGCUAAUAUGCGGGAUAAACUUGUCGCCAACAAGGGCGUCCUUUGCUUUGAAAUGGAAGCCGCUGACUCGCAUAAAAAUGAUAAAUGGCAAGGUUAUGCGGCUAUGACCGCUGCAGCAUAUGCAAAAGCUCUUCUCUGUCGAAUAGCUUCAAACAAAUUGGAAGCUGAGGUUACAGUUAAAGACAGACUGUCAGAUCUCGUUGAUAUUUCAGAGCAGCAUCUUACUGUCGCCAAAGAGAGCCUGCAAAUACAAAAAGACUCUGCCAAAGAGCGGCUAACUGAAAGUGAGCAAAUGUGCCACCAGCUGUUCCGGCUUACAGCUAGUGAUAAGCAUACUACCUAUGAAUGGUAUAAAGAUUUAGUGGAAGAAAGAGUUGAAGGCACAUGCAUGUGGCUUCUCCAUCACGACUAUUUUCAGAAAUGGCUACAGCAAGAAUCCGGACCUUUGGUAGUUACUGCAGAUCCUGGUUGCGGAAAGUCCGUAUUAGCCAAGUACCUGAUAGAUCACGGCUUACCAAGGUCAGCAACUAUUUGUUAUUUCUUCUUCAAGGAUCAAGACCAAAACACUAUUCGACAGGCGCUCUGCGCAUUACUUCACCAGCUCUUUACUCAGAAGCCGGUGUUAAUUAAUCAUGCAAUGGCGAAAUUUUGCACAGAUGGGAACGGUUUAAUUAAUUCAACCGAGUCGCUCUGGGAAGUCCUGCGGAACGUUAUCAAUGAUACACAGGCUGGACCUAUUAUUAUAGUCCUCGAUGCUCUGGAUGAAUGUCUCGAAUCGGAUUUCCAGAAUCUGAUAAAGCAUAUUGAAAUCCAAUUUUCAGAAACGCAGAUAGCCCAGAGCAAGCUGAAGUUUCAAUGCUUAAGGGAUCACUUUCCAAAUAUUCGAAUACCGGGAGAGGAGGAAUCCGACGCUAUUAGUCAAGAGAUUAAUUGCGUUAUUACUUACCGAGCUACGCGAUUGUCUAAAGAGAACAGCCUACCACCUGAAAUUAAAAACCAUUUAGAACAUAGGUUGUGGGACAUGCCUAACCGCACUUAUCUCUGGGUAUUUUUAAUAUUUAAUUACUUGGAGAAAGAAACCUUUAAAAAGACUCUGAAAGAAGUUGAAUCUAUUAUCGCAACGAUUCCGAAAAGCCUUAAUGAAGCAUAUGAGCAAAUACUGAAUAAUCGGCCACUGACGCUAUCAGAAAUGAACGUGGCCGUGAACAUGGAUGAUACUAUACAUAACUUCAAUGAUCUUGACUUAGAGCAAGACCGAUUUUUUGAAUCACGAUUAAGAACCUGGUGCGGGUUAUUCAUCAUAAUAUAUCAUGGAAAGAUCUAUUUUCUUCAUCAGACGGCCCGUGAUUUUCUUCUAGCAGAUUGGGCAUCGCCUAGAUCUAUCACAUCUGGCUCACGAUGGAGAAACUCAAUCACAAUUCGCGAGGCACAAACCGUUCUUGCAGAUAUCUGCGUGCUCUACCUUGGCCUAUUCAACUCGCUAGAUAUUAUGGGGGAGCGCGAUCAACCGCAGGGAACACACGCACUCUUAGAGUAUUCGGCAAAAAAUUGGAACGCGCAUCUUCGCGAAUCUCAUAUUGUGAAUAAUAGUGCUAUUCUGCUAUCCGUUCUCAAGAUAUGUGAUUCGAAUUCGAAGAGCUAUUCAUCGUGGUUUGACCUCUUUUGGCAGACCACAGGCCUACAAUCUACCAAGCACUUUACUGACCUCAUGAUAGCUUCUUAUUGUGGUCAUACAAUUGUUGCCAAGCUGUGUCUAGAAAACGGAGCCGAUAUUGAGGCGAGAGAUGCCGUACAUACUCGGACACCGUUAUUAUGGGCCUCCACUGAGGGGCGAGACGACAUCGUUAAGUUACUGAUUGAGAUGGGAGCUGAUAUUGAUGCAAAUGAACGUGGCCGUACGCCAUUAUUAUGGGCGGCUAAGCAGGGGCAUGAUACCACUGCCAGGCUACUGCUUGAGGCGAAAGCGGAUACCGAGGCAAAAGACAGCGCGUACGCUAAUACUGAAGCAAGAGAUGCUACAUUUAAUCAGACACCGCUAAUGUGGGCGGCGGAGAAGGGAUACAAUACCAUUGCAAGACUACUUCUUGAAAAUGGGGCAGAUAUUGAGGCCAAAGAUAACGAAUACGGCCAGACAUCUAUAUUACUAGCCACUAGUAGUGGCCGUGAUACCACCAUCAAGCUACUGCUUCAAAACGGAGCUGAUAUUGAGGUGAAAAAUAAGGGUGGCUGGACACCGCUAACAUGGGCUGCGGCAAGAAAGCAGGCGCGGAUUGUUAAACUUUUGCUUGAGUGUGGUGCUCGCGUUCAAAAAGAUGAGAGAAACAGGUCAUGGGUACUAUCGUGGGCUAUGCGAGAGAAUCAUGAGGAUAUUAUUAAGUUACUACGGAAGCAGGGAGCAUGUGCAUAUAUAGAUGCAUAUGCGGGACUUGAUUUUAGUCGGAAGCGACUAUAA
Trichoderma breve is the source of this 3198-nucleotide messenger RNA. Its product is annotated as ankyrin repeats (3 copies) domain-containing protein. Lineage: Eukaryota; Fungi; Ascomycota; Sordariomycetes; Hypocreales; Hypocreaceae. The record is from RefSeq and is a predicted model, not a curated record. Gene Ontology annotation, biological process: nucleoside metabolic process. The transcript has 6 exons. Bases 1 to 3198 code for a protein of 1065 amino acids. Gene Ontology annotation, molecular function: catalytic activity; protein binding.